AUGUCGGAUGAUGAGUUUGAGGAAAAGAAGCCGCAGCACAAAGCCAAACCGGCUGCAAGAAAAGAGAAAUAUGAUGCAUUAGUAAUGGUGAUUGAUUGUGGUAAGACGAUGAAUGAAGUAGAAGAUGCGAGAAGCCAUUUCUCUAUGGCAAAGGAAGCUGCUGACUGGAUUAUUUCCAGAAAGAUAUUCACUCAAUCCAAAGAUAGAAUCUCAAUAGUGUUAUUCGGAAGUGAGGAAACGAAGAACAAUCUUGAUAUACCUCAUGUAUAUGUGCAAGACGAAGUUCUAUCUCGUGUAAGCUUCGAUCAUCUUCGCUUUUUAAAUCGGGAAGUCAAUAACAACUGCAAAGUUGUUGGAAAUGCUGUCGAUGCUCUGGUCGUAGCAACGGACUUUCUUCACCACCAGACCGAUGGAGACGCAGCAGUGAAGUCGAAAAAUAUCUUGCUUUUCACAAAUGACUUGGCAAAGAGUACGAGUCGUAAAACAGAGGUGUCUGCCGUGAUCAAUGGAAUAAAUGCCAUGGAAGCCACAUUAGUUGCAAUUGGCGUCGACAGCGAUUCAGCUACAGGCGAUAAAGCCGAUUCUUCAGUGCUAAAUAUCGUCAAGCGCACUGACGGGAUUAACUACGGCUUCAGUCGGGCUAUUCGAAAAAACUGGGAGAUAGCGCCUGGAGUUCGUCUUCCUCUUGCAAUGUACACAAAAGCUGUGAUGGCUAAAAAUCCUUUGAAGAGUGUACUCGUCAAUGAGGAGGGAGUGGAGAUGCAUAGACAGACUCGUUUUUUGAGUACCUCUAAAAACGUCAGUGCUGCGGCAGAGUCGGAUGCAGAACUCGAUGAUCUUGAAGAUGAAGAAAAGAGAAUUCAAGUUUACUACUUCGGAGACACGAAAGUGCCUAUAGGAGAAGAUGAUGAAUCUCGGUACAAUAGACAUAAUUUUAACGAAGGCGAACAAAGAGGCUGCAUGAAACUCAUCCAGUUCACUAAAAGAGAAAACAUAAAGGAAUGCUACUUCAUCGGUCGCAAUUCGUUUGUUGUUGUUCCUGGCUGGGAGAAAAAGACUUCCGAGAGAGAUCUGGAAGCUAUGCGUACGACAUUGUCGCUGAUUUCUGCAAUGUUGGAGAACGACGUCGUGGCCAUCUGUCGAUACGCCCCUGAUGCUGCUAAACAUCUACAGUUAAUGGCCCUUAUUCCUCAUCGGGAUGAAGAGCUCGAUUUUGUUUAUCUUCAAGCUUUACGUCUACCAUUUGCAGAGGAUAUGCGUCCGUUCAAUUUCGUGAAUGUUUCCGAAAGUUGUCCGAAACCGAAUCACAAACAAGUGAAUCUGAUUGACGAACUCAUUGAUGUGAUGCAGUUCAAUGCUGAAAGCGGGUUAAUGGAAGCUGAAUGCGUGUUAAAUCCGUUUUUCCAACGACAAUGUACUGCCAUGAAACUGAAGGCUCUUAACGAUAUCAAAAGUGGAGAUGAUUCGAAAAUCGCUGAUCUCAUUGCGCCA
This is a messenger RNA of Cooperia oncophora, 1491 nucleotides long. The record is from the annotation of a GenBank genome assembly. NCBI's taxonomy places the organism in Eukaryota, Metazoa, Nematoda, Chromadorea, Rhabditida, Trichostrongylidae.